This is a messenger RNA of Phaeoacremonium minimum UCRPA7, 2970 nucleotides long. RefSeq names its product putative potassium sodium efflux p-type atpase protein. Gene Ontology annotation, molecular function: ATP binding; ATP hydrolysis activity; P-type calcium transporter activity. Gene Ontology annotation, cellular component: plasma membrane. NCBI's taxonomy places the organism in Eukaryota, Fungi, Ascomycota, Sordariomycetes, Togniniales, Togniniaceae. The record is from RefSeq and is a predicted model, not a curated record. The coding region runs from base 1 to 2970 and encodes 989 amino acids. Gene Ontology annotation, biological process: calcium ion transmembrane transport; intracellular calcium ion homeostasis. The transcript has 5 exons.
AUGGGCAACGAAGACGAAUCUACGGUCGAGGGCCAAACGGAGCCUCCUAUAUGUGGCCUCAAGAGUCCCCCCACUACGCUUGAGGUGGAAUCCGAGAAAGCAUCAACUUUGCGAUUGAGUGUUGCUUUUGCCCCGGAGUCAGCCCAUACAUUUCCUGCCAGCGACAUCUGUGCAUUUCUCAAUACCGAUAUCAAAGAUGGCCUCUCCAACAUCGAAGCUACAAAUCGCCUCCAGAAGGAUGGACCGAAUAAGGUGGAGGGAGCUAAAGGCGUAUCGCUUUGGACGAUUCUCUUGAGACAGGUCUCGAAUAGCUUGACGCUUGUUCUUGUUAUCACGGCAAUAUUGUCGUUCGCCAUAAACGAUCACAUCGAAGGCGCAAUCAUAUGCGCUGUGAUCCUCCUCAACAUUGUUGUGGGAUUCAUCCAAGACUAUCGCGCGGAACAAACCAUUCAGGCACUUUAUGCUCUGUCUGCCCCUACGUGCAAAGUCAUCAGAGAUAGUCGAACCGAGACCAUCAAAGCGGAAAGCCUUGUUGUUGGUGACAUUGUUAUGCUGGGGGUCGGCGAUGUAAUCCCGGCCGAUCUACGCUUAGCCGACAGCAUCAAUAUGUCUACAGAUGAGGCGCUCCUGACUGGCGAGUCUCUCCCCGUGAGUAAGCAUUCAGAGCGCAUCCUGCACGAGCAAGAUGUGCCCCUCGGAGACCGCACCAACAUGGUCUACUCGGCCAGCACAGUAACCCGAGGACGAGCGACUGGCAUUGUCACAGCUACAGCCAUGGCUACCGAGGUUGGCAAGAUUGCACAUCUCUUAAGGCAAGCCAAGAGGAGCGGUGAAGGCAAAACAGGAUUUGCUAAGUUUGUCUUCCACUUCAAAGAGAAGGUUCGGGUUCUCCUCGGUCUUGACGGCACUCCCCUCCAGAUUUCUCUAAGCAAGUUCGCUUUGCUGCUCUUUGCGCUUGCCAUUACACUUGCGAUCAUUGUUUUCUCGGUCAGUCGUUUUAGGGUCAAUGACGAGGUCCUUAUUUAUGGCAUUUGCGUUGCAGUGGCCGUUAUUCCUGAGUCCUUGAUUGCGGUCUUGACUAUUGCGACGGCAUUAGGGACUAAAGCCAUGGCCAGGGGAAACGUCAUUGUGCGAAAAUUGGCGGCUCUUGAAGCAGUUGGCGGUGUCACGAACAUCUGCUCUGACAAAACUGGCACUCUAACCCAAGGAAAGAUGAUCGCUAAAAAGUUGGAGUCAAACUUUGCUGUGGAGUCCCCAACUUUCAAAGUCUUCCUGGAAACCAUCGCGCUUUGCAACAAUGCGGCCGUCGCUCAAGAUGAAAGAGGUGCCUGGAGUGGACUUGGUGAACCGACAGAAAUUGCCCUGCAGGUAUUCUCUACACGCUUUGGAAUGGGAAAACUGGACUUGCUCAAUACUGAGGACAUUCACCUGGUAUCGGAGUUCCCAUUUGAUUCGUCAUGCAAGAGAAUGACAGUGGUUUAUGGUGGACAGAGCAGUUCGCAACUUUCGGCAUAUACGAAAGGCGCCAUCGAAGCUAUCCUACCAUUCCUCAAUGUCUCAGACGAGAAGCGAACUGAGAUUAAUUUGAGAGCAGACCGACUUGCCGCUGAAGGAUUGAGAGUUCUUUGCGUGGCAAGACGCUCAGCAACCUCGGACCGGCUGGACGAGCGAGACAAGGCCGAACGCGACCUUGACUUUGUUGGCCUCGCCGGCCUUUACGAUCCACCACGCGUUGAAAGCGCGCCUGCUGUACAGAAAUGCCAACUGGCUGGUAUCACUGUCCAUAUGCUUACAGGAGACCAUGUCAAGACAGCAACGGCUAUCGCUAAGGAGGUCGGUAUUCUGAAGGGAGACAUAGCUUCGACGCAAGGCAGCACUGCUAUCAUGCAAGCUAGUGCUUUCGACGCUCUCACAAACGCCGAGAUUGACGCCAUGGAAUACCUACCUCUAGUUUUAGCUCGAUGCAGUCCUUCGACCAAGGUUCGCAUGGUCGAGGCCAUGCACCGCAGAAGAGCUUUCUGUGUCAUGACAGGUGAUGGUGUAAACGACUCACCAGCCCUGAAGAAGUCCGAUGUUGGUAUUGCAAUGGGUCUUAAUGGCAGUGAUGUGGCAAAAGAGGCCGCAGAUAUGGUCCUCACUGACGACAACUUCGCCUCGAUAGUCACCGCUGUCGAGGAAGGAAGGAGACUGUUCGACAAUAUCCAGAAGUUUCUUCUACACCUCCUCAUUUCGAACAUCGCGCAAGUCAUCCUCCUCCUGGUUGGCUUGGCAUUCAAGGACCACUCUGGCGCUUCUGUGUUUCCGUUGUCGCCUAUCGAGAUUCUUUGGGCUAAUCUAGUAACAUCUUCGUUCCUGGCGCUUGGAUUGGGUCUAGAAGAUGCACAGCCUGAUGUUAUGCGACGCCCUCCCCAUGACCUCCGGGUUGGUGUGUUCACACGUGAACUAAUCACAGACAAGUUUGUCUACGGUACUGCUAUGGGUUGUUUGUGCCUGGCUACGUUUACGAGUGUCGUGUACGGCGUAUCCGGACCCGAAUUUCUCGGUGAUGACUGCAACGAGGGGUGGAAUGAUUCCUGCCGAAUCGUCUUCCGUGCUCGGGCGGCUACAUACGCCACUCUUACCUUCUUGUUGUUGAUCACAGCAUGGGAAUGCAAGCAUUUCACCCGCUCGUUGUUCAACAUGCACCCUGAAGCAUACCGUGGCCCUUUCUCGGUGUUCCGAACUGUAUGGCAAAAUAAGUUCCUCUUCGGUGCGCAGACCGCCGGUUUCAUCAUCGUCUUUCCAGUCGUGUACUUGCCGUUCGUGGACCACGAAGUCUUUAAACACGGAGGAAUCGGCUGGGAGUGGGGUCUUGUGGCUGGUUCAGUGGUCGUGUACGUUGCCAUCGUCGAGAUGUGGAAAGCCAUCAAGCGCCACUACGGAAUCGGAGCCGCGAAAAUUGUCGGUGACGAUAAUGGGAGCGUUGUCUAA